CUUGAUUCACGAAGUUGGAAGUUAGAACGACAAAUACCUACUAGGUACCUCCCAGUUGAUAUUUCUUAGUUGUCAAAAACUUGUCCAUAAAAUUCAUAUUUCUAUGUAAAUUCAGUAGAGUGGCCCGUGGCAAGCUUUCGAGGGUUUUUUCCAAAACUUGUGCAAGUGAUGUGUAGUGUUCAGAACUGAUAAAAUGAAUAUUACUUAUCAUUAAAAAUUGUGUUGUGAAACAAUAAUUUUGCUUAAAUUUAUCUACGAUAGUGAAGGAUGACAAUGGACAAGCAAUUGGUAUGGGUGCGCGACGGCGGCGAAGGGUUCAUCCUGGCGCGGCUGCAGGAGCUGAUGGGGGAGGAGUGCGACGUGUUCCCGCUGGACAACAAGCACCCGCGCCGCACUGUCAACUUCGACGACAUCUUCCCUGCCGGGGAUCCCGCCAAGGAUGUCGACGACAACUGUGAGCUGAUGUUUCUGAACGAAGCUACACUACUGAAUAACAUGCUCUUGCGCUACAAGAAAAGGAAAAUUUACACGUACGUGGCCAACAUCCUGCUGGCUGUGAACCCAUACGAAGACAUCCCCGACAUGUACUCGCCGAGCACCAUCAAGAAGUACCAGGGCAGGUCGCUCGGGGAACUGCCACCGCACGUUUUUGCUAUCGCCGACAAAGCGUUCCGUGACAUGAAGUCACUGAAGCAGUCCCAGUCCAUCAUAGUGUCGGGAGAGUCUGGCGCGGGCAAGACCGAGUCCACGAAGUACAUCCUGAAGUAUCUGUGCGACCUGUGGGCCAAGGGCGCGGGGCCCGUCGAGCAGAAGAUAUUGGACGCGAACCCAAUACUAGAAGCAUUUGGCAACGCGAAGACAACGCGCAAUAACAACAGCUCCCGGUUCGGCAAGUUCAUGGAGGUGCACUUCAGCGCCAAGUACCAGGUGGUGGGCGGGUUCAUAUCGCACUACCUGCUGGAGAAGUCCAGGAUCUGCACCCAGAGCGCCGAGGAGAGGAACUACCACGUGUUCUAUCUGCUGUGCGCCGGGGCGCCGCAAGAACUUCGAGCUGCGCUUAAAAUAACGAAACCUGAUGAUUAUUUGUAUUUAAAGAACGGUUGCACCCAAUACUUCACGACCCCGCAGUCCGCUAAGAAGAUAUCGGCAAGCCAGAUGGGCCAACAGCAUCAGAAACGAGGCGGCCUGAGAGAUCCCAUACUUGACGACGUUGAGGACUUCCAGAGACUACAUCAGGCACUAUCCCGUGUUGGUCUAUCAGAAGAAGAGAAGAUUUCCGUGUACAGCAUAGUGGCUGCCGUGUUGCAUUUGGGAAACAUAGAGUUUGAGGAAGAGGGCGGACCCAGAGGGGGAUGCAAAGUCUGCCCCAACUCUGAGGGGACGCUCCAGACGGCUGCGUCCCUGUUGGGGAUCGAGGCUGGCGAAUUGAGAAUGUCGCUGGUUUCAAGAUUGAUGCAGAGCUCUAGAGGAGGGAUGAAAGGCACUGCUAUUAUGGUUCCCCUUAAGACCCACGAGGCGGUGAACGCUCGAGAUGCUCUCAGCAAGGCGGUCUACAGCCGGCUGUUCGACCACAUCGUGUACCGGAUUAACUGCAGCAUCCCAUUCCAGACAUCUGCGUACUACAUCGGCGUGCUCGACAUCGCUGGAUUCGAGUACUUCGAGCAGAAUAGCUUCGAGCAAUUCUGUAUCAACUACUGCAACGAGAAACUUCAGCAGUUCUUCAACGAGCGGAUCCUGAAGAAUGAACAGGAGUUGUACAGGCGGGAGGGACUCAACGUGCCCGAGAUUAGAUUUGUUGACAACCAGGAUUGUAUAGAUCUCAUCGAGAGCAAGAACCACGGCAUCUUCCACAUAUUGGACGAGGAGUCAAAGCUGCCCAAGCCAGAGUUCGGCCACUUCACACAUUCCGUGCACAAACAACUGAGCUCUAGUAACGCGAGGUUACAAGUACCUCGCACGUCGCGACUGAAAGCUCACCGAACAUUACGCGAUGACGAAGGAUUUCUACUGAGACACUUCGCUGGUGCAGUCUGCUACAACACGAGUCAAUUCAUCGAAAAGAACAACGACGCAUUGCACGCGUCGCUCGAGUUCCUUGUGCAGGAAUCUCGGAAUAGGCUGGUGCAGCAGUUGUUUGAGAACACAGAUAACAAUAAUGCAAAAGGAAAACUGAACUUUAUUUCUGUUGGCGCUAAGUUCCAAUCUCAGCUGUCCCAGCUCAUGGACAAGCUUAAAGAAAAUGGCACAAACUUCAUCCGAUGCAUAAAGCCGAACUCCCGCAUGGUGGGCGGCGAGAUAGAGGGAUCCCUCGUACUCACCCAGCUACAGUGUAGUGGAACUAUAUCCGUGCUGGAGCUGAUGGAGCACGGCUACCCGUCCCGUGCGCCCUGCCACGAGCUGCACGCCGUCUACAAGGAGCACCUCCCCGCGGCGCUGCAUUCCUUGUCGCCGGAGCUCUUCUGUCAGGCGAUGAUACACAGCUUCGGUCUAUCUGACAAGGACUACAAGUUUGGCGUGACGCGUGUAUUUUUCCGGCCCGGAAAGUACUCGGAAUUCGACUCCAUGAUGCGAUCCGACCCGGAGAACUUGCAAGCGAUCGUGGGUUCGGUCCUGGCCUGGCUCGUGAAGAAGAGAUGGAGAAGGGCUGCGUUUUCUGUACUAUCCAUUAUUAAGUUAAAGAAUAAAAUACUGUACCGCCGAGAGUGUCUCAUAAGAGUGCAGAAGUCUGUGAGAGGCUACCUCGUUCGACGACAGCACAAGCCGAGGUACCAGGGCAUCAUAAAGAUCAAAGCGCUCGAGAACAAUCUGCGUGAGAUGGAGACAGUCACAGCGCAACUAAAGAAGGAUAAAGACAGUGCGAAGAAAAAUAUAGAGAACUUGAGGAACAAUAUUAGGAGCACAUGUUCGAUUAUCAAGAGAAAUGAGAAAAUAAGUCGCCAAGAGAUAGACCAGGUGUACACUAAACUCACGAAAGAGGUUGAAUCGUUAAUGGCUGCCUUACAAAAAGCUAUGCUUGAUCAGAAAAAUAGGGAGGAACAAGAACGACUUCGGAGAUUGGAGGCGGAACUUCGUGCUGCCGAAGAGGCAAAGAGACAAGAGAUGGAGAGGAUCAGGCAGGAGGAGGAAAACCGUAGACUAAAAGCUGAAAUGGAAGCACGUCGCAAAGCUGAGGAGGCGGAGCGGACGAAGCAAGAGGAAGCAGACCGCGUGGCGGCAUUCAAGCUGCAGCAGCAGUUAGAGGAAGCGGCUCGUGCUGACCAGGAGAACAGAGAUAGGUUAGAACAAGAGCGACGUGAUCACGAAAUGGCGGUCAGACUCGCACGAGAGACAAACGGGCACGUCGAAGGAUCGCCGCCACAGCUUCGGAGUUUCCCAACAAUGGACUCGAUGAACGGAGAAAAUAAAUUGAACAGGUCGGAGCGGGUUCGGAUGCAGCAAGCGAUGCAAGGCAAGCAGAAGUACGACCUCUCCAAGUGGAAGUACUCCGAGCUACGGGACACCAUCAACACAUCCUGCGACAUCGAGCUGUUAGAGGCAUGUCGUCAUGAGUUCCAUCGACGACUGAAGGUGUACCACGCGUGGAAGGCAAAGAAUGCACGCAAGAGUACCAUGAACGAACAGGAGAGGGCGCCACAGUCCAUCAUGGACGCAGCGAAAACCCCGCGUCUCCCACAAAAGGGCGACAUCCUGGGCGCGCGACACCGCUACUUCCGCAUCCCGUUCGUGCGCGCGGGCGACGGCGACAAGCGCGGCUGGUGGUACGCGCACUUCGACGGACAGUACGUGGCGCGACAGAUGGAGCUACACGCGGACAAGACGCCCGUGCUGCUGCGAGCGGGUGUGGACGAUAUGCAGAUGUGCGAACUAAGCCUUGACGAAACAGGUCUGACCCGCAAACGUGGCGCCGAGAUACUGGAGCACGAAUUCGAGAGGGAAUGGGCCCUCCACGGAGGACCGCCCUACAGACCCACGCACUAGAGCUGACUGAUCGUGUUGCAGAGGUAGGCUCACUGAUAGAUCGGGCGCGGCUCAUCGGUGACAUCGUAGUCUUAGUAUAAUUAGAGCUUUGAACGUGCCUUGAGGGUAGUCGGAUAUAGUAGUGCAAUACAUACAUACAUACACAACUGUUUCCAUAACGAGUUUCAUAACUACAAGUACAAAUAUAGUAUUAGAUCCAGUUAUGCAUAUAUGUAUUGCUAUAGUCUUUAUGAAUUUCCAACUGCAACAAUAUUAUCUUUGGCCGUAUUUUUGUAUAACUGGUUUAAUUAAUUAUAUUGUGUAUCAUAUAAAACAUACAAUGCCUUUUAAAGAAGUUUAAAUAAAAUUUAAACAUAAAGUGCCUAACGUUUAGUAAUAAGUUGGUUUUACACACGACCAUAAUUCUAAGGUUUUUUUUAUUACUAUAUUAAUUAUUAAAUGAAAUCAACAAGUUAGCUAAUGAUGUUUAUAUAAAAAUAUAUUUGAAUCACAUUUAGUCAAUUAAAACCUAUUUUCAAUACCAAUAUAUAAUAAUACCAACUUAUCUGUGAUGUGGCAAAAAUAUCAACUACGGUCGCCAUAAUGAAAUGUCAUUUGACUGUCAGUGUCUACUACUUUCGAGUGUUCCGUGUGUUUUACUGCGAUACUUCUGAAUUUUAAACGUUAAAUAUGCCCCGACUUUUGUGCACAUUGGAAUUAAUUAGCAACACUGAAACGACGAUGGCGACACCCAUCAGUCACUGACCUCUAAUAUAUAGCACUGGACUGGCGGCUGUCAAAGUGCUGUUGUGCCUGUUUGAUAUUCGCCAUUAUGGCGCUGUUGGCCAUGUAGCGAGAGUCUGUGGUACUAAAACUAGUUAUGACAACCUCAGCAAACAUCGAUAGAUGGUGCAAAACUAUUUACAAAAAAAAUGUGUACUUUAUUAUGUUGAUUCUUGAAUAACACGGAAAUCGAACGAAAUUUAUUCAAAAUGCAAAAAUACUUCAGAGUAUUUUACGUUCCUUCGCAGCCAUUUGUAUUAUACGUCAAAAUUAGUUCUCUGGACGCUCGCGAGUGGAGCUUCAAAUAGGCACAAAAAAAAUUCUGUCAAACAUAUGGAACAGCCAGUCUAGUGAUAUUUAUACAGAUCAGUGUCAUCAGUUCACAGAUAAGUUGGUGGCACUGACUACUGUGGAUGUUAAAAGUAUAAUUAUUCAGUCUUAUUCAUUCCACAUGUAUCGUGUUUUAUUAAUUUUUUUGUGAUAUGUAAGAAUAAGUAGUGUAUAUUUUAUAUGAACAUACAGCAUUUAUUAUAUCCAAGUACAUACAAGUUAUAAAUUUCUCAUGAGAGAAGGUAAUAAGGGUAGAUUACUUAUAUAACAAAUUAUGUUAAUUUUGACACUUUAUGUCAGCUACUAAUAGAUAACAGAUCGGAA
Molecule: messenger RNA, 5394 nt
Organism: Leptidea sinapis
Lineage: Eukaryota; Metazoa; Arthropoda; Insecta; Lepidoptera; Pieridae
Gene: jar
Product: myosin heavy chain 95F
Exons: 27
Coding region: 268-3978 (1236 amino acids)
Biological process (GO): endocytosis; vesicle transport along actin filament; actin filament organization
Cellular component (GO): myosin complex; actin cytoskeleton; endocytic vesicle
Molecular function (GO): microfilament motor activity; ATP binding; actin filament binding
Source: RefSeq, a predicted model, not a curated record